ACUACAGCGAUACAUUGCACGUGUCUCUACACAGGUAAUAGUGAGUGAUGGUGAAAGGAAUAUUUCAUUGUUUUUGUAAAUAAUUGUAACUUCUAAAAUGAUCGUUCUUUGUAGAAACGUUAUGGUCACUAGUGUCUUAGUGUUGUUCUCAGUGCUCUUGGUAUACUCACAAGCACCAGCACAGACACUAGUAGGCCUACCAUAUGACGUCCGCAACUUGUGUCCUGGUGUAUGUCCCAUCCGGCGACCUCCUGCAAGUGAAGAAGGUAUUUGGUGGACGGUUCUAGCCAGCAAUACAUCCGUUGGACAGUGCGGAAUAUUGAACAACCAAUGCCCUUGCAAAUGUUUGGGAUACAAGCUGUGCACCUAUUACUGUCCACCUUAUAUUCCUCAAUACAACUUGACGUCGUUUGGUUUCAACACAGAGAGAUGUUGCUAUGACGAACAGUUUCAGGAUUUAUCUCUCGUAGAUCGAAGGCAAGCUUGGUUGGUAUUCAAAGUGACUGAUAAGCGCACUGGAGAGAUUCUUAUUACGGCUAUCUUGGAUACAGAUAAUUAUAAAUCCUUUGUAGUGUUUUACGCUUGUAACAUUAGAACAGCUAAAGGAGAGCCCUACAUAAAUGUUAUUACCAGAGACAUCAGAGGACUGACGCUAGAGAAUGAAAGGAGAGUUAACGCUGUCCUCAGAGCAAACAAUUUAUGUCCGGAAAAACUGAUAGUGGUUAACAGAAGGAAUUGCCCACCUAAGGGACAGCCCUCCAUAAACGUUAUUAGCAGAGACAUCAGCGGACUGAACCCGGAGGUUGAAAGAAGAGUUGACGCUGUCCUCAGAGUAAACGGCAUAUGCCCGGAGCAACUGACAGGAAUACUGGUUCACAUUCUUUAUAGUGACUGA
This is a messenger RNA of Homalodisca vitripennis (glassy-winged sharpshooter), 895 nucleotides long. RefSeq lists its product as uncharacterized. Lineage: Eukaryota; Metazoa; Arthropoda; Insecta; Hemiptera; Cicadellidae. The transcript is spliced from 9 exons. The coding region runs from base 98 to 895 and encodes 265 amino acids. The record is from RefSeq and is a predicted model, not a curated record.